AUGACGGAUACCAAGCAACGACUGGUUAGUUUACUUACCAUUCUGUCUGUUAGAGCAGCUCGAUUGCUUAUUAUGUUCGAGCAAUGUAUGCCGUCGUCUUUGAACCCUAAGAGAACACCGUUGUGUAUGGCUGAAAGAAAUGAAUUUGCUCGUGCACUAAUUGAACAGGAAUACCAAGAAUCCUAUUCAUUCGACGAAAUUCUCCACUGCCGAAACAUUAUUAAUUCCAACAUCAUUAGUAAAACAGAGAUGGGCGUUGGUAUUGAUUUAAAAGCGGCAAUUGAUCGUUUCAAACUGCAUCAUCCAACUAAUACCUACAUACAGAAUCUUAAUAUUUUGUCCCUUCUUCCUUAUCGAACACAAUGUAAUAAUUUGCGUAAUGGUAUUGAAUGUGGCAAUCAACUUCGACUGGAUCUGCACAUGACUGCUUAUGUCGUUUACCCAACGAGUAUUCAACCGUGCACCUUGUAUAGUGCUGAUUGCAGAAAAUGCAACCGAAGUUAUCGAGUAUCGUCAAUAUACUGCAUAAAUGAGCGAAAAUUUAUCAUUACUCCAGAAGCUCUGCAUAAGAAUCAAUAUUUUCAUUUAUCAUCUGGCAAACUCGUGUACUCAAGAGAAAUGCUCGUCUCUUUCUCUUCAGAUCUUGUUAAUGGGCAUAUUAGCUUUCAUGGUGCUGGUACAUCACUUUUGUCGAAAAUUGAGCGACUGCAGCCUGAACUUCUGGUGAAAAAGUUUGAUGUGGUGCAGUUGACCAGAUCAUUGGAAGCUCAUUGGAUUUACUUCGAGUUAUUUCGUCUGAUGUUUAUGGCCAGUUCAGAAAAUGAAAUUACUGCGCCACGAGCUCUCUUUUCUGCACGGAAUACAGUUGCAGCUGGUGACCAAAUGAAUGCAAAAGCACAAUUCUUAGAAGAACAUUUAGAUUUGAUAUACAAUAUAUUUAGUGUUUUUUGGUCAAAUCAUGACUUAAUAGCAGAAUGUCGAUGUGAAAAAUCAAUGUGCUGCAAAGUAUUGAUUGUUGACGGCCAUCAAAAACCUCGUCGAACAAUUUGCCGUUACGAUAAUGUUACAUCUCUCAUAAAUGAAGAAGAACUCGGUCCGUGCAACAGAGGUUGUCCAUAUCAACCGAGAAAACGAACAAAUAUUCAUACCGCUAAGAAUAAGCCAUCCCCAUUUUAUUGCAUUUAUCAUCAAGAUUUGACUGACAAGCAGUCAGCCUAUGCUGAAGAAGAUUGCAAUCGAGACCGAGCAUGGUUGGCACAAUUGAAAGAAAUGAGAGAUCAGAGCAAGCAAACGGAUGGCAAUGAAAUGGAUGAACAAUGCAACGUGAUCAGAUUAGGUGACGAUGAAGAGCUCGAAAAUAAGCGCAAAAAGCAUGGGCUUCUUAGCAUCUUUUUAUCAUGCGGCGUUGUGAUUGGAUUUACCGAACCAAUAAACCAUGAGGGUGUACGAAAGAUUACUGACCAUCUAUUAACUAUGAUCAAAAUGGGUGUCAAAAUGCCGAACGCAUUAAUUUACGAUUCAGCGUGUAAUCUGAAGUUAUUCUGGAACAAAAACUUCGGUAGCGUCCAUUUGAAAGAAACUCUGUCAAGUAGGAUCUUAUACAAUAUGCGAAUUGCUGUGGAUCGAUUUCAUAUAAAAAACCAUGUGCAUAGCAUGUGCAAAACAAUUACUAAUCCCGACUGUCUAUUAAAUGGUAAUGAUGAUAUUUACAAUGGAAUCAAUACAGUUCUGGCAGAGCAAUCGUUUCGUUAUCUAACCGAGUUUAAACUUUCGAUACGUCGCUUGGCUUAUCCUACCUCAACCAUGUUUAGCAUAUUAUUGUUGCAUCUAUGGAACUGUCGUAAUACAAAGAUAUCACCUGACUGUCUUGGUUUAGCAAGCAAAUACUUUCGUGAAAAAGUCAAACCAUUAUUUCUUACAUAUUGUAUAUUCGAAACAACACAACUGUAUCAGAAGAAAUCUGGUUCAACGUUCUCGUCAUCAUCCUGUUCUGAAGACCAAGUUGAUGAACAAGAUGAUAAAAUGGAUGUGGAUGAUGAUCUCGGACAAUUGGACUAUGAUUGUUUUGUAAAGUUAGAACAAUUUGCUUGGGAUUCCGAUGAAGAAAACAACAACAGCGGUGAUAUCUAA
Adineta ricciae is the source of this 2130-nucleotide messenger RNA. NCBI's taxonomy places the organism in Eukaryota, Metazoa, Rotifera, Eurotatoria, Adinetida, Adinetidae. The record is from the annotation of a GenBank genome assembly.